AUGAAGAAAAAAGAAAGUGGUCUAAUUAUCAAAAGUGGUGAAAUCGGUUGUGAAAUUGGUGAAAGUGGUGAAAUCGGUUGUGAAAUUGGUGAAAGUGGUGAAAUAGGCUGUGAAAUCGGUGGUGAAAUUGGUGAAAGUGGUGAAAUAGGCUGUGAAAUCGGUUGUGAAAUUGGUGAAAGUGGUGAAAUAGGCUGUGAAGUCGGUUGUGAAAUUGGUGAAAGUGGUGAAAUAGGCUGUGAAGUCGGUUGUGAAAUUGGUGAAAUUGGUGAAAUAGGCUGUGAAGUCGGUUGUGAAAUUGGUGAAAUUGGUGAAAUAGGCUGUGAAAUCGGUGGUGAAAUUGGUGAAAUUGGUGAAAUAGGCUGUGAAGUCGGUUGUGAAAUUGGUGAAAGUGGUGAAAUAGGCUGUAAAGUCGGUUGUGAAAUUGGUGAAAUUGGUGAAAUAGGCUGUGAAAUCGGUGGUGAAAUUGGUGAAAUUGGUGAAAUAGGCUGUGAAGUCGGUUGUGAAAUUGGUGAAAGUGGUGAAAUAGGCUGUGAAAUCGGUUGUGAAAUUGGUGAAAGUGGUGAAAUAGGCUGUGAAGUCGGUUGUGAAAUUGGUGAAAGUGGUGAAAUAGGCUGUGAAGUCGGUUGUGAAAUUGGUGAAAUUGGUGAAAUAGGCUGUGAAGUCGGUUGUGAAAUUGGUGAAAGUGGUGAAAUAGGCUGUGAAAUCGGUUGUGAAAUUGGUGAAAUUGGUGAAAUAGGCUGUGAAGUCGGUUGUGAAAUUGGUGAAAGUGGUGAAAUAGGCUGUGAAAUCGGUUGUGAAAUUGGUGAAAGUGGUGAAAUAGGCUGUGAAGUCGGUUGUGAAAUUGGUGAAAUUGGUGAAAUAGGCUGUGAAAUCGGUGGUGAAAUUGGUGAAAUUGGUGAAAUAGGCUGUGAAGUCGGUUGUGAAAUUGGUGAAAGUGGUGAAAUAGGCUGUGAAGUCGGUUGUGAAAUUGGUGAAAGUGGUGAAAUAGGCUGUGAAAUCGGUUGUGAAAUUGGUGAAAGUGGUGAAAUAGGCUGUGAAGUCGGUUGUGAAAUUGGUGAAAGUGGUGAAAUAGGCUGUGAAAUCGGUUGUGAAAUUGGUGAAAGUGGUGAAAUAGGCUGUGAAGUCGGUUGUGAAAUUGGUGAAAUUGGUGAAAUAGGCUGUGAAGUCGGUGGUGAAAUUGGUGAAAUUGGUGAAAUAGGCUGUGAAGUCGGUUGUGAAAUUGGUGAAAGUGGUGAAAUAGGCUGUGAAGUCGGUUGUGAAAUUGGUGAAAUUGGUGAAAUAGGCUGUGAAAUCGGUGGUGAAAUUGGUGAAAUUGGUGAAAUAGGCUGUGAAGUCGGUUGUGAAAUUGGUGAAAUUGGUGAAAUAGGCUGUGAAGUCGGUUGUGAAAUUGGUGAAAUUGGUGAAAUAGGCUGUGAAGUCGGUUGUGAAAUUGGUGAAAGUGGUGAAAUAGGGUGUAGGAUAAAAAGGGUGGAUAAAAAGUAA
Molecule: messenger RNA, 1482 nt
Organism: Mucor velutinosus
Lineage: Eukaryota; Fungi; Mucoromycota; Mucoromycetes; Mucorales; Mucoraceae
Exons: 2
Coding region: 1-1482 (493 amino acids)
Source: RefSeq, a predicted model, not a curated record